Messenger RNA from Trypanosoma rangeli, 2073 nucleotides. Its product is annotated as putative pumilio-repeat, RNA-binding protein. The record is from RefSeq and is a predicted model, not a curated record. Gene Ontology annotation, cellular component: cytoplasm. The transcript has a single exon. NCBI's taxonomy places the organism in Eukaryota, Euglenozoa, Kinetoplastea, Trypanosomatida, Trypanosomatidae. Gene Ontology annotation, molecular function: mRNA binding. Gene Ontology annotation, biological process: post-transcriptional regulation of gene expression. The coding region runs from base 1 to 2073 and encodes 690 amino acids.
AUGGGUAAGAAAGCCAGCUUUGAGCGUGCCCACCAGCGGCAUGUGCAGCACACGCGAGAGCAGCGCAAGCGGAAGGUGGCUGCAGCCAGGGCGUUGCGGCGUGGCGAAGACACGAGUGGGCGACUCAUUAAGCGUACUACCCUGAAGAAGCCCCAGCUGUCGGAUGAAAAGAAGGCGAUGCUCGUGGAACAGUUUUCUCAAGCCUGUCGGAUUCCCGCCACUUCUGAGGAUCUGUGCACGCUGCUGCGUUCAGUGGGUCUGGAACGAGCUCAAUCUGAAGCAUCUCACAAGCGACGACGAGAUGAAGACACGACAGAUGACUUCAUGCUGAGCACCAUUGCGGAUACCUUUCUGCAAUUGGAUCAUCAGGCCGCUGUCACGACAGAGGACACGGAUGAGGAGGAGCCCAUGACUUUACUUGAGGUUGUUCUUCAAGAUGAGUGUGGCGGCCGCGUGGUGUGUGCCUUGAUAGCAGCCCUGGACGCUGCCAACAAUGGCAAGAAGCCGAUGGUACUAGACGCUGUGACCAAACCAUUUGAGGAGAAUGAGACACUCUAUGAACACUAUGUCGCCUGUAAGGUGAUGAGUUCGUUAGUUCAACAUGGUGGCCGUGAAAUACAAGAACGAGUUCUCCAGGUGUUGCGGCAGCAUGCCAAAACAGUGGAUCAGUUGCAGGCGCAACUCCGCAACCGCCACUCAGCCGUAACGAUCCAACACCUCAUUGAGCAUUUCCCCACUGAGACGGUGGCGUGGUUGGGUGACACUCUCGGUAUCACGGAGCUUGUGACGGAGAACACAAAGAAGAGGCAGAAAACAACUCAUAAUGCGUCUGACACACAAGAAACUUUGCUCUCAUUAAUACUUGAUCCCGUGGCUUCUCCAGUCAUGCGAGCGUUCAUUCUUUGCUCAGUCAACUCUUCUGCUUUAUUGAGGUUUAUGGACCUUGCGCCACUUCUCGUGAAUAAACGGGGCUGCAAGUUCUUGCAGGAUAUUUUGUCCCCCGAGUUGCCAAAGUGGGCCUCAGAGGUGGAGGCCAAUGCAACCUUAGACGUCGUUGUGAACUCCUGUGAAACCAAACUGCUUGAGAUGUGCACCUCUGCUGACGCUAACUUUGUUGUGCAAGCUAUCAUUGGCCUUAUUCCGCGUACGGGGAAGUCGUCGAUGGAGGGACAUUUUAAACACAUUCUCAAGUUGUUGGGACCACAUCUUUCUUAUUUGGCAACACAUUAUAUUGGUGUGCACGUGGCAAUGGCACUUGUUGUGGCGUCACUCGCAACUCAUAUGAAGGACAUAGUGGAGGACAUUGCAGGGGCGCUACUAACACGAGAUAGUGUGGCGGACAUGCUGUGUGACCCCAAUGGUAGUUUGGUUGUACGAAAACUUAUGCCAUUAUGUGGUGUAAAAGAAUCUAAAGUGGGACAGCUGCUGCUUAAAGCCAUUGGUCGUGACAUGGACACCUUGAUGUAUGACGCCAUUGGAAAUUUAACACUACAGGAGUAUAUUAAGUUUUGUGGUGGAGAGGAACUUGCUCGAAAGCUGUGCAAAAGUGAUGAGCUUCUAAGUAUGUGUCAGCAUGCGUACGCUUCCCAUGUUGUAGGUUGCCUUUUUGAUAAUGUGAAAGCGACGAUGCAUACACAUCUCUGUCACGCGCUCUACCCACAUGUUGUGACGCUGUCAAAACAUUUGAAUGGACGGUUUGUCGUUGAAAAAGCGAUUCAUGCAAAUCGUGACAUCUGUGAUUUGCUUCUUCGCCACUUUAUGGAACUCACACGUGAGAAGGGGACACAACACGUGUUGUGUACUUUGAUGCUGAACUUGGAUGAACGCGGCAAGCGGCGGGUGGUGAGUAUGAUUAUUUCGGGUCUCGCUGACCUUGCCAUGCAGCAGUGUAGCUCUAUCAUUUUGCAAAAAAUGAUGCUGACUGAUGCGCUACUUCUCAAUGCAGUGAAGAACGAGUUGGUGCAGAACCCGCGCCUGCGCAACAAUCUCGCCCAAAACUUUUUUGGUAAGUUUGUCGUGCAAAUAAGUGAUGCUGCGGGGGAAGAAACAGCCGCUCUUCCCCUUGAGGAUUAA